AUGCUGACGGGAGAGAGCCCUUGGGCGCAGGGCAGAGCAGUUCUCUCCCUACUGCGGGAGGACACGCUCGACCGCUACGUCCCGUCCCGGAGGCCUCACACCCAGAGGCCACGGCCGGGCGGGAGGCAUGGAGCACCGCGUGGGCGUGAAAACCUGGGUGGAGGAGAACCGGGCCUCCUUCCAGCCCCCAGUCUGCAACAAGCUCAUGCACCAGGAGCAGCUCAAAAUCAUGUUCGUUGGUGGCCCCAACAUCAGGAAGGACUAUCACAUCGAGGAGGGUGAGGAGGUGUUUUACCAACUGGAGGGGGACAUGGUUCUCCGUAUCCUGGAGCAAGGGAAGCACCGGGAUGUGGUCAUUCGGCAGGGGGAGAUAUUCCUGCUGCCCGCUAGGGUGCCUCACUCCCCGCAGAGGUUUGCCAACACCAUGGGGCUGGUGAUUGAGCGGAGGCGGCUGGAGACAGAGCAGGAUGGGCUCAGGUACUUUGUGGGGGACACUGUGGACAUCCUGUAUGAGAAGUGGUUCUACUGCAAGGACCUUGGCACGCAGUUGGCCCCCAUCAUCCAAGAGUUCUUCCACUCAGAGCAGUACAGGACAGGAAAGCCCAUCCCUGACCAGCUUCUCAAGGAGCCGCCGUUCCCGCUGAGCACACGCUCUGUCAUGAAGCCCAUGUCCCUGGAGGCCUGGCUGGAUGGUCACCGCAGGGAGCUGCAGGCGGGCACCUCCCUCAGCCUGUUUGGGGACACCUAUGAGACUCAGGUAAUCGCGCAUGGACAAGGCAGCAGCAAGGGUCCAGGAGAGGACGUGGAUGUGUGGCUGUGGCAGUUGGAAGGUUCCUCAGUGGUGACAAUGCGGGGACAGCACCUGGGCCUGGCCCCUGAUGACAGCUUCCUGGUGCCAGCUGGGACCUCGUACAUGUGGGAGCGAGCACAAGGCUCUGUGGCCCUGUCUGUGACCCAGGAUCCUGCCCGCAAGGAGCUGCUGGGGUGAUGUUCUUGCUGUGGGUCCAAAGCAGCCAGGGUGUGCCUUGGUGCCAUCGCGAGUGCCAUCUGCCAAACAACUCUCCUGGCCUCCACUGUUGCUUGCAUAUGGCUGCUUAGCACCACAGUGCACCCCUGCCAGGCCCUGACAUCACGUCAUGCACCCUCCUGCCACUGUCAGCUAGGGAUGCCAGCUCCUGGGGUAUUAGUGGCUUCCCUUUCUCUUAAAAGCCAUCAGCCCCGCAGUGAUGCCCCAUCCCUCUGUCCCCACAGUCCACGUGCCUGCCACCAGGAAGAGCCUCAAUAAGGGCUCCUGGUGAGGUAGGAGCAUUGCAAGUUCAAUGUCAGCCUGGUCAAUUUAGCAAGAUCCUGUCUAAAAAUGAAAAAGAAUGGGGCAGGGGCUGCCGCUCAGUGCAGAGGCCCUGGGUUCAAUCUCCAGCAUCACAAAAGAAUCACAAUAAAAUAAAUGAUAAAGGCCCCUGGUGAAUGAUGGCCAGUGGGUCAGCACACAUGAA
Messenger RNA from Heterocephalus glaber (naked mole-rat), 1493 nucleotides. NCBI's taxonomy places the organism in Eukaryota, Metazoa, Chordata, Mammalia, Rodentia, Bathyergidae. The record is from RefSeq and is a predicted model, not a curated record.